Messenger RNA from Plutella xylostella (diamondback moth), 1346 nucleotides. It is a transcript of the gene Mettl4, whose product is annotated as Methyltransferase like 4. NCBI's taxonomy places the organism in Eukaryota, Metazoa, Arthropoda, Insecta, Lepidoptera, Plutellidae. Gene Ontology annotation, biological process: methylation. The record is from RefSeq and is a predicted model, not a curated record. Gene Ontology annotation, cellular component: nucleus. Gene Ontology annotation, molecular function: methyltransferase activity; nucleic acid binding.
UAUUGUUUUGAAUUUUAGUUACGAAUGAAACUGAAACUAAAAAUAAAAACUGUUCUCUUAUACAUUUAAAAACCUAUAUUUUUAUUGUUAAAGAGAAAAGCAUGAGUCUCUUAAUCAAAAACAAAUAUGGUUGUUUAAUAGAUCAUAAUAACUUUAUAACAAAAGUGUACUCAAAAGUUACGUGUGAAGAUGGUCAUGUUUCCUUUCAACUACGACCGAAUUUGUUUCGCAUUAUCAGAUCUAAAGACAAGGACGUAAAUAGAAAGCGAAAAAGGGCUAGCGGGAGCUGUCCUCUACUUAUAGAAACAAUGGAAGUUAAAGAAACAUUUACUAGAUUUAUGCAAGAUUUGCCUGAGGAUAUUAUUAAAAGGAAAAGUCCAUUGGAUACCCUAAAUAUAAGCUCUGCAUGUGAAGUGCGAGAUCUGGCUACCAACCUAUUUGAGUCGAGUAUAUUUGACCAUACUGGUAUCAGUGGUGGAAAUAAUUCAGACCAUCCUCUGAAAUGUGAAAUUAAAGGAAAUAAAUUUUUGCUACCACAGCAUUCCAGGUUCCAUGUUGGAUGUGUUAAGGAACAAUGCAAGAAACUGCUGGGCAAUAAGUUUGAUUUUGUGGUGGCAGACCCACCAUGGUGGAAUAAGUACAUUCGGAGAUUGAAAGCUUCUAAUGACAAGCUAAGUUAUUCUAUGAUGUACAAUGAGGAUAUAGCAUCUAUUUCAGUGAAGGAUCUGGUAAAAACCAACUGCCUCAUAGCAGUGUGGUGUACCAACUCUCCAAGCAACAUAUCUGCACUAAAAGACAUUAUAUUCCCUGCAUGGGGUGUCGAGUAUGUAACUACAUGGUACUGGCUGAAAGUAACCAAUGAUAUGCAGCCUCUUUGCGACUUCGGUGCUGGCAGUCAAAAACAACCUUAUGAGAGAAUUUUGAUAGGAAAAGUUGGAGAUGUUGAAGUGCCUAUGAAACAGCUGAUUGUUAGUGUGCCCAGUGCCUUACAUUCUCAUAAGCCACCUAUUGUAGAUUUACUUUCACAAUGCUUGAAGAAGGAGAACCCUCAAACAUUGGAGUUAUUUGCAAGAUACCUCCUUCCAAACACCACAAGUGUUGGGUUUGAACCAUUAAAAUGGCAACAUUUAUCAAUAUAUGAGGCAGUAAGCUGAUGAAAACUUUUUUUAUUAAAUUAAAAACACACCUAAGAAAAGCUAAUGGCGAAACUAAUAGCCAGCCAUGAUAAAUAGUAACCAGUUAAAAACAGGUUACAUUGAAGAUAAUUAUAAAGAAUCACAUAGAACUUAUAAAGGCUUUAAGGCGAUAAAUCCUGAUGUAUCACUUCAGAAAUGGCACAGAAACAU